Molecule: messenger RNA, 7344 nt
Organism: Mobula hypostoma (lesser devil ray)
Lineage: Eukaryota; Metazoa; Chordata; Chondrichthyes; Myliobatiformes; Myliobatidae
Product: membrane progestin receptor gamma-B-like
Exons: 9
Coding region: 585-1835 (416 amino acids)
Cellular component (GO): membrane
Molecular function (GO): signaling receptor activity
Source: RefSeq, a predicted model, not a curated record
UACAAACCUCCUCCACCUGUUUUCUCUUUGGCUCCCUCCUCUUCCUAGACUGCAGGAGCAGUUAGAAAUGCAAGGGCAGAUCAGGAAGUAAAGCAGUACAACAGUGUGUGUCAUACACACACACACCACACACACCACACACAGACACACACACACACACACACAGACACACACAGACACACACGCGCACACACACACACACACACACACACACACACACACACACACGCGCACACGCACAGCACGUGCACACACUACUUCAGAAUUACUACAGGUAGAAUUAGCUUGGAGCCGACAGAUAAUUCGAUUGGCAUGAAAGUGGACGAGCAGGACGCCUCAGUCAGGGGCACCGGCCUUGAAUCAGCCCAUCGCUAGAGAGACGAAAAUCCGGCACCCUGAAGUCGCGCUAGUCUUCCAGGCCACGUCCUUGGCCUAUCGAAAAAUGGCCGGUCGUGAGGCCUAGAGAGCGGGCCCCAUUCACACAAACAACCGAAGUCAGUGUGUUACUCCAGGUCACUUUCAGUGUGUAACUUGAAAAGGAAAAAACAGAGAUAUCAAAGAUAGAAAUAGAGUUGUUUCAGAAGAUGCAAGCGAAGGAGUCGCCGUUUAGCGCCAUCUUGACUUUGCUCCGCCCUCCGUCAUAUGGAGUUCUUGCUGAUGUGCUGUGGUCAGGGUCAAGUGCCCGAGGCGGAACGAAUGAGAAGGACGUGGGGGACAAGCUGCUGAGGCAGGGAGGGAGACUGCAGAGGACCUGCGGACAUCGGCACACAUUCAGUCUGUCUACACUGGGCCAAAAGACCAAAAUAACUUCAGGAAUGCUGAGCUUAAAAUUACCUCGUCUCCUCAGCAUCAAUCAAGUGCCCAAAGUUUUCCAUGAACACAGCAUUAUCUUUGGCUACCGCCAGCCAAGAUGCACGGCCACGGAUUGCUUAUUCAGCCUCUUCCAGCUGACGAAUGAGACCCUGAACAUUUGGACUCACUUCCUCCCAACCUGGUACUUUGUCUGGAACUUGCUGGCCCUAUCCUACACACUGGACUUUUGGAAUGAAGCGUACACGUGGCCUCUCUUGGUCUACAUGGUCUCGGCUUGCAUCUACCCUUUUACCUCAAGCUGUGCCCACACGUUUAGCUCAAUGUCCACUCGAGCUAGGCAUAUCUGCUUCUUUUUCGACUACGGAGCCCUCAGCCUCUACAGCCUAGGCUCUGCGACUGUCUAUGCAGCCUACAUCGUGCCAGACAAGUGGAUCAACAGCACCUUUCACAACUGGUUUGUGCCCGCCGCUGUCUUCAACACCGUUGUCUGCACUGCUCUCUCGUGCUACUCCCGAUAUCCGGAGCAGGAGCACCCCAAUGUGAGCAAAGUCUUGCGACUGGUGGCCUUCGCUUAUCCAUAUUUCUUUGAUAACAUCCCGCUGUUUUACAGGCUGUUCCUUUGCACAGGAGAGGGAUGCACACACAAUGAGACGGUUCCCAUCCACUACAAACACAUGGCGCUUGCAUUCCUGACUGGCUUCCUGUUUGCGACUCAUUUACCCGAGUGCCUUGCUCCAGGGAGAUUUGACUACAUCGGUCACAGUCAUCAACUGUUUCAUAUCUGUGCCAUCAUAGGCACGCACUUUCAGAUGAAAGCCAUCGUCAUGGACAUGACAUUGCGCCAAGCUUGGCUCAAACUUCAUACGCCUCUCCCCUCAUUCAUGGACACCAUUGGUGCAGUCAGCCUUGCCCUUCUGUUGAACCUCCUCAUCAUUGCACUGUUCUCCCUGGGCUUGUACUGGAAACCAAAGGCACUCGAAAUAAAGGAUCAACACUACACUGAGAAAUUAAAAGUUGAUUAGGACGAUAAUCCUGACUUUGGCUGGGCUGAGGAAGAGGCCUGGAUUACUGAAGGAGGAAAAAACAUUUUGGGAAAAGAAAACACCUCAGUUAAACAUCCCGAAAAGGGAAGAAAUGAAGUACACAUCUAUUUAAAAAGACAAAAAUUCCCAAAUGAUAUGCUGUGCCUUUAAUGGAUGUAUGGUAACCUUUAAUAUGCUUAUUCCUGGUUCUAUGGAUAGUCAGAGAACACCAUUAUGUUGUUGCCUUAUAAACCUGGGCUUGGUGUGAGUUCAGGACGGUUCAGUGGCCUUUAGAUCAUUCUCUGUGCCUUUGAGAGCUGUUCUGUAAAAGCUCUCCUUUUUGGGUGUAAGAUAACAUUUUGCCAUUCCUCCAGAAACAGAUUUGAUUGGGCAAAAAUUUCUGAGACCAAGCUUUGAAAGUUUAAGGAAAAGAAAUCUCUUUUUUUGCACUUGAAUCAACAGGUGUUCUUCUCGAUGUCUGUUCCAUGGGGUGUUAACAAAUAACCACUGCCUUAACUCAGAGAAGAAACAGGCAAUUGUCAUUAUUUGACUGUAAUCUUGAGAAAAUGGACCAAUUAUUUUUUUAACUGACAUCUUGAUUUUGCCCUCAUCUCUGACUAUGAGUCAAGUUUGACCAAGACUAGAUCUAAAAGAAUCACUUGCAAGAUAAAAAUGGGGUAGAGAGAAAGAAAGGCUUACAAAGAGAAUUUCAAAUGUUAGAACUUAGUGGGUGAAGACAUGGCUGAUGGCAAUGAAGCAGUUCACUGAUUUUCAUUGCAAAUACAGAAAGAGCUCAGAGGUCUGUUAGGCUCGAAAAGAUCAUGAAAAUAGUAGGGUGAGACCAUUGAGGAAUUGUGAUAGAGAUUUUAAGAUGAAGGGAAAGAUGUUACACUGCUACUAACUAAAUUCUAUUAAUGUGCAACUGUAACCUCAAAUGGGACUUUUCAAGUUGUCUAACGUACUCCGAAAGCUUCUUGUUGCUGUAAGAGCUCCUUUGCUUUGCUUUACCACUUCUCCCCUUAGAGUGUUAUACUCUUGUCUAGAAGAGACUAAUUAAGGUUACAGAAAGCAUUUUGUUCAAACUUUCUUGAAAAUAUCAGGGGGAGAAUUUCUCUGCUUGAUAAGUUCCAAUAACCUAUUUUGCUUCUCACUUGAAAGAAAUUGAAUAUAAGAAGGUCCUGAAAGAUCAGGACUGCACUUCUUUUCAGCACAGCAAUCAGAGAAAUAGUCCCCGGCGCCAGCUCAGACGUAUUGAUUCAGAAUACAUUUUCCUUUUGUACAUUGUGAAAUUAUGGUAAAACUCAGCAAUUUAGCAUUUCCUCACUAAAGGUCAAAGUUCAGACUGUGAAUUAGGCUGUCAACACCAAACUCUGCUAUAGGUAGGAGUGGAAUUCCAGGACUCCAUUAAGAAUGGUUCCCAAAAUUAGGGAAACCUAGAGAAUCUAUAAAAGAUAUCCAGAGAAGAGAUUCAGGGAGGUUUAGAAGUUAACAAAUGGUAUCUAUUGCAGCCUUUUAUUGGUGUGAAUCUGCAGUACUGUGCAAAAGUCUUAGGCACCUUAGAUUUUUUAUAUGAUUUCAGAUGGUAUGACCUCCACAGAGCCCUUAUCUCAACAUCAUCGAGGCUCUCUGGGAUUAAUUGGAGAGACAGAAGCAAGCAAGACAGCCAAGAUCUGCAGAAGAACUGUGGCAAGUUCUGCAAGUUGCUUGGAAACACCUACCAGUCAAUUUUCUUAUAAAACUGCAUGACAGUGUACCUAAGGGAAUUGAUGCAGUUUUAAAGGCAAAUAAUGGAGACACCAAAUAUUGAUUUGAUUUAGUUUUUUUUUACUGUUUACUGCUCUUUAUAGUAAUUUUCUUAAUAUUUAGAAACUUUUCAUUUCAUUAUUUUUGGAAGCAUCUUCACUUUACAGAAUGUUUUUAUGUGUGCCCAAGUCUUUUGCACAGUACUGUAUAUGAACAAACAUAGCACUAAAAAACAUUAGCAAAAAAAGGAAGUUCAACAAAACAAGGUUUAAAUCUUCCAAGAUAUUUAUGUUGCAUUUGAUUAGAUGGGAAGAUUCAAUUACAACUUUUCCAGCUUCUAGUGUUUGGCAAUGUUGUGAUGUAGGAAACAGGAAUUCAGUAAUUUUAUCAAUGCAAAACUUCUCGCCAGUGUCUUUUUCCUAGGGCGGAAACAGCUAAUACAAGAGGGCAUAAUCUUAAGCUGAUUGGAGGAAAAAAUUGGGGGGGGGUGAUGUCAGAGGUAGUGUUUUACACAGAGAAUGGUAGGCACAUGAAAUGAUCUGCUAGAAAUGUGGUAGAAGCAGAUAAGGUACAGAUAUUUAAGAGAAUCUUUGAUUAGCAUAGGGAUGAAAGAAAACUGGUGGACGAUGUCGGAGGGAAGAGUUAGAUUGAUCUUGGAGUAGAUUAAAAGGUUGGCACAAUAUUGUAGACUAAUGAAUGGAAAUGUAGUGCAUCUGCUACAAGUAAUGAGUGGAGAAGUUUCACCUGUGCAUAUUAUGUAUGCCAAUGCUAAUGUUACAUGGGACAGCAACAAUUCCGUGACAUAUCUGAGAUCAACAGAAACCUACACAAACCCCUUACUUCAAACUCAAACCGAUGGGAACUGGCCCUUAAAAUGUAAGAUAACAUUCCACUUAAAGGUUAGAGAUUUCAUUGUUCUACUUAUUGAAAACCAAAUUGACUCAAAACCUGUGACAAUCUCGUAUGCUCAGAACCAGAAUCACAGUCAGGUGUGUUACUGACACGUUGUGAAUUUUGUUGUUUUGCGCCAGAGAUGUGGUGCAAUAUAUAAACGAUUACUAUAAGUUAAAAUAAGAAAUAUAUAAAAAAUAAAUAAGUAGAGCAAAAUAGUGAGGUAGUUUUCAUGGGUUCAUGGGCCACUCAGAAAUCAGAUGGCGGAAAGGAAGAAUUAAAUGUGUCUUCGGGCUCCUAUGGCUCCUCUGUGAUGAUAGUAAUGAGAAGAGGGCAUGUCCUGGAUGGUGAGGAUCCUUAAUAAUGGAUGCUGCCUUCUUGAGGCACUGCCUUUAGAAGAUGUUGUUGAUGAUGGAUCAGGAGAAUGAUUACCUGCCUCUGUUUUAAGGAAGCACUGAAGCUUGCAUUUUCAAUUGCCUGAUUUUUAAGCUCUGUCUUCAAAGGUCAAAUCAUCCAUCCAACCAUCGAAGAUUGAUUCUUUUAGUUAAUAUACUUACAGCCGAAGGCAAUCCUCACAAAAUUCUGCAAGUGUUCCUGAAUACCUUUAGCUGUGUGCUGCUAAAAUCGGAUUGAAAUGUUGUAGUUGUUGAUUAGACGGUGCUGUGGGGCAGAAUAUCUGGAAACAGACUGCUGGAGUAGUCAAGAAUGGGGUUGGGGGGGUUAGAUAGAAGAGUCAACUUAAGAGAUUUGGGAUAAGACCUUAUUUUUUGCACAAGGAUUUGUAGAAUAUAUAAGUAAUUGAAACAGUGAUUCUGAAGCUUUCUUAGACAAGUUGAAAAUGAAGGGAAUAAGGAAUAAAGGAACAAGGAAAGGUUAUGAAAUCAGGACCAGUGCUCAUAUGGAGGAUAGUCAAGUAUGAGGAUGACUGGAUUGAUUGAACUGUUGGCCUAUUAUAACCUUCAAUGGGUUUGUCAUAUUUGGAGGUUUAUUCUGUGUUCUCAGCAGGUACACAGAAACAAACCAUUUGGCCCAUCUAGUCCAUGCUGAACUAUCAACCUGCCAUGUCUCAUUGGCCUGCACCCAGACCAUAGACUUCCAUGCUGCUCCCAUCCAAGAUCCUAUCCAAAUUUCUCUUAAAUGUUGAAAUCAAACCCACGUCCACCACUUCCGCUGGCAGCUUGUUCCACACUCUCACCGUCCUCUGAGGAAGAAGUUCUCCCUCAGGUUCCCCAUAAAUAUUUCACUUUUCACCCUUAACCCAUGACCUCUGUUUCUAGUCUCAUCCAGCCUGCUUGUAUUCGCCCUAUCUAUACCCCUCAUAAUUUUGUAUAUCUCUAUCAAAUCUCUCCUCAUUCUCUUACGCUCUAGGAAAUAAAGUCCUAGUUUGCUCAACCUUUCCCUACAUCUCAGCAAAAUAUCUACUUUAAGCCAAGAUGGAUUUUUGUUCCAUGUGUACCUUACAAAUGGAGUGACAGAUUGAAAGCAUGAAAAAUGGUACCAAAAACAAAAAUUUGCUUUUGGUUAGACAGGGAAGAUUCAAAAUAUUGACUGUUUAUUCAUUUCCAUAGACUCUACUUCACCUGCUGAGUUACUCCAGCAUUUUGUGCGUGUUGCUUUGGAUUUCCAGCAUCUGCAGAAUCUCUUGUGUUUACAGAUUCACUCUGCUUCAGUUUACGACAAGUUUAAAUAUUUUCCUGCUUUUACAAUGCAAUAUUCCACACAUUAUUACUUGAGGGGAGAAAGUAAAAUGAUUUGUAGAAUAAUGAUGUAAAAACUAAUGAUUAAUCAGUCAAAUAUCUAUUUUACCAUUGGAUAAUUAUGGUCUUUGAAGUAUAUUAGAAUAUAUAGUACUGUGCAAAAAUCUUAAGCACAUGAAUAUAGGAAGGGUGCCUUAGACUUUAGCACAGUACCGUAUUUGUCGACGUGGAGCAGACAGCAAGUUUGUAAAUCUGGUAGGAGCAAAAGAUGCUGGGAAUGGCAAGGGUCUUGGUCCAUGAGAGGGGUGUGGGACAGGUGGCAGAGAAGGUGUGCCAGGGGCAGGCAGAUGGUGCGAGUGCAGACACACCCAGUCCUGAGACACCAGGCGAGCUCAUUUGAUUCCAAACAAUUGGCUUAUUGAUCAUUACAGAAUGUCUCUCUGGUGCUUCCCUCCCCUUUUCCCAGCCAUGAUUCCCCUCUCCCUGCCUCCUUCCCACUCUCAGUCCACAAUAGAGACCCACAUCAGAAUCAGGUUUAUCAUCACUCACACAUAUCGUGAAAUUUGUUUUUUUUUGUAGCAGCAGUACAGUGCAAUGCAUAAAAUUACUACAGUACAGUGCGAAAAUCUUAGGCACCGUAGCUAUAUCUGCCUAAGGAUUUUGCACAGAACUGUAGGAAAUGAAUAGAAAUCUGUUGGCUGUUUCCCUUGCUCUACAAUAUAGAAAUAUGUGCCUAUGGACAUCCCAGAUGUUUAGGAACAUCUGAACUUAUUGAUUUUAGAUAAUUAACCCUUACUCUGCUGACCAAAUAGAGACUAAAGCCCAGAGGGUUAUCCCAACAAUGUUGUCGAGAAUAUUUUAAGGAUUACUGAGUCAUCAAAUAGUAACCAUAGUAACAGUGAACAGAAAGGUAUGAAAUGCAGUCAGGAAGUGUUGGCUAUACACCCUCUGUUAUAUUUUUGUUUGAAGGAUUAGAGAACUCAGGGCAAUUUAGACAUACUAUGUAUAUAUAUAUUUAAAGCAGAGGUUGAUAGGUUCUUGAUUAAAAAGGGCAUCAAAGGUUUCAGAGAGAAGGAUGGAGAAUGGCGUUGAGAGGGAAUAUAAAUCAGCUAUAAUUGAAUGAUGGAGCAGACUUGAUGGGCCAAAUGGCCUAAUUAUGCUCCUAUGUCUUAGGAUCU